Messenger RNA from Fusarium venenatum, 981 nucleotides. RefSeq lists its product as uncharacterized. The record is from RefSeq and is a predicted model, not a curated record. Lineage: Eukaryota; Fungi; Ascomycota; Sordariomycetes; Hypocreales; Nectriaceae.
AUGCAGGAAACCAAUAGCGCUGCUACGACAGAAACACCAAAAUCGACAACAAGAGUCGCUUACAUCCGCACUAUUCUCGAUAAAAAGUCUAUAGGAGAGCAUACCGAAACUGACUUGGUCAAUCUAAAUUCAUGGCUCUGGACGUGGGUUGGGCAAAAUGUUCCUUGGGACCCAUGGGGUAGUGGUCGUAAAAACCGCACAAAACCUCCACCAGACCUUCAUCAUCACUAUGUUCUCGGCUAUUCUACUGGUGCAGAUCAUAUUAUACUGGAUUGGCUUCUUAAGAAUUCUGAACCAAAGUACGCCAGGUUAUCCCGGUCUGACUUUACGGUGUAUCUUUCUACUACUCAGAUGAAAGAUCCCGACAACAAAGAUCUUCUUCAACGGCUUGCAUCUGAGAAUGUGACGAUCAAGAAAAUCACAACUUCAUCCGAUGAGUACCCAUCAGAUGACAUGUGCGACUCAGUUAUGCUCUCUGAAAGCGAUUACAUUCUCGACACGACUCUUCAACUCGGCCCAAAUAGCUGGUUAUCAACUGACGCUCUCUUCCGUGACUCCCUCCGCCACGGUCAUCCGCAACGCUACAAAACCGAAGAACUUAGCAAUUUCUACUACGAAAACAGACUGAAGAACAAAAUGGGCCAUACAAUGAAGUCUUGUCAAUACCCACACGGUAAAUCUGAUCAAUGGAAGCAGUACCACGAAAUACAAUGGAGAGUUUAUGAAUGUCCGUCUUGCGGGCAACGUUGCAAGAGGAGCAAAGGGUGCAAGAAUACAGGUGAGGAUUGGGCUGCGGAUAGGAAUAAGUAUAGGAAUGCUUGGAUGGAGGGGUUGGAUUUGUCGGCGGCCAGACCACCUGAUUUUGAGAAAUACUGGAGAAUCUUAAGUGUAAAUGAUGUCGUUUAUUACGGUGGUGAUAGUUUCAGCAAAUGGAACUGGAGAUCUGUUGAUACGUUCUCGGGGGAUUGGAAACGAGAGUGA